This is a messenger RNA of Tinamus guttatus (white-throated tinamou), 782 nucleotides long. Its product is annotated as transmembrane 4 L6 family member 1. Lineage: Eukaryota; Metazoa; Chordata; Aves; Tinamiformes; Tinamidae. Gene Ontology annotation, cellular component: membrane. The record is from RefSeq and is a predicted model, not a curated record.
UACUUUAGCAUUUGGGGAUGAUGCUCAUGAAGACAUGUCAACAUCAUCCAGGUAGCUAGGUAGCCCUCUGUAUUUAAGCAGGUGUGACUGAAGACCUGUCUUCUUUUUCACUUAAGCGGAUAUGAAAUAGGCUGGAUUGGGCUAGUGAAAGAAGUCUUUAUAAAGCUCAAGACAUGUGUUUUGGCAGCUGUGCUAGGUCUAUUGGGUACAAGUUGCUUGUUCUUGCUUUGCUCUGCAUUGUGGCCAACAUUUUACUUUAUUUUCCCAAUGGAGAGACAAGAUUUGCUUCAGAGCAUCAUCUCAGCAAAUACGUGGAAUGCCUUCAUGGCAUUCUAGGUGGAGGUUUUUUGGUGCUCCUUGCAGCCGCGGUGUUCAUCGGGCUCCACAAGGAGUGCUGCGGGUGCGCCGGCCAGGAGGCCUGUGGGAAGGGCUGUGUGGUGCUGUCCUCGGUUCUGGCAGCCUUUGUUGGGAUCCUUGGUUCUGGCUACUGUAUCAUCAUUUCAGCUCUGGGCUUAUCCCAGGGACCAUACUGCUUCACUACUGUAGGAAGAAACUGGAUCUAUCCUUUCACUGAAUCCUCUGGAGGGUACUUGCUCGAGUAUAACAAGUGGUCUCAAUGUCAAGAACCACAAAACAUUGUACAGUGGAACGUCACCCUCUUUUCCAUUCUGCUUGUCCUGGGAGGAAUAGAGUUCAUUCUGUGCUUCAUACACAUAAUCAGUGUCGUUCUCGGAGGAAUAUGCGGACUGUGCAGCCAUCAUGAGGAGACAUACGUUUGCUAG